UAUCUACUUCGACCUGUAAUUAGUUUUAUUUUUUCGUAAAAUAAACUAAAUUAGCGAGUAUCCUCUAGGUCCGAUUGCAGGUCCUGUUUUUGCACCUAGCCGGGCAUACUUUGCUGCUGGUCUCGCGGGCUUGUGGCGAACGAAACAAGGCCACAUCGAAUAUUCGCGAUGAGUGCCCAGCCUAGCCCCCUCAUGAAUCCGCAGCAGCAGCAGCAACAGCAGACCGAGCAGGAGAAGGUGUACCAAUGGAUCAACGAGCUGGCGCACCCAGACACCCGGGAGACGGCCCUGCUGGAGCUGAGCAAGAAGCGUGAGACCGACUUGGCUCCUAUGCUGUGGAACAGCUUUGGGACAGCCUGUGCCUUGCUGCAAGAGAUUGUCAACAUUUAUCCGUCGAUAACUCCGCCGACGCUGACGGCGCAUCAGUCGAACCGCGUAUGCAAUGCUCUGGCCCUGCUGCAGUGCGUCGCUUCGCACCCGGAGACGCGCACGGCCUUCCUGCAGGCGCAGAUACCGCUCUACCUGUAUCCUUUCUUGUCGACCACCUCCAAGACCAGACCCUUCGAGUACCUGCGCCUCACCAGCCUGGGCGUGAUUGGCGCGCUGGUCAAGACGGACGAGCAGGAGGUGAUCACGUUCUUACUGACCACGGAAAUCGUGCCCCUCUGCCUUAGUAUCAUGGACAGCGGCUCGGAGCUGAGCAAGACCGUGGCCACAUUCAUAAUCCAGAAGAUAUUGCUUGACGAAUCGGGUUUGUCGUACAUUUGCCAGACCUACGAACGGUUCUCGCAUGUGGCCAUCACCCUGGGAAAAAUGGUUAUCCAACUGUCGAAGGACCCAUGCGCUCGCCUGUUGAAGCAUGUUGUCCGUUGCUAUCUGCGCCUCUCGGAUAAUACUCGCGCCCGGAAAGCCCUGGGACAGUGUUUGCCCGAUCAGUUGCGUGACGGCACCUUUGCCUUAUGCCUGCAGGACGACAAGUCCACGAAACAAUGGCUGCAGAUGCUCCUAAAGAACCUGGAACUGGGCGCCACACCGCAGCAGAUUGGCAUGUCGCCGCUUGGCUCCUAAAUCACUGCCACACUCUCAUUCACGCGCUCGCUAUAAUUCUGCCAAAGCUUUCUGGCAGAACCGAAAUUGUACAAGAAAGGAAGCAAACUUUGGCACGCCGAAGUUUUUAUACCCUUGCAGAUA
Molecule: messenger RNA, 1191 nt
Organism: Drosophila serrata
Lineage: Eukaryota; Metazoa; Arthropoda; Insecta; Diptera; Drosophilidae
Gene: Rcd-1
Product: Required for cell differentiation 1
Biological process (GO): mRNA catabolic process
Cellular component (GO): CCR4-NOT complex
Source: RefSeq, a predicted model, not a curated record